AAUGAAAAGGUGUGGUGGCGCAACACUCAGAGUAAAAAAUUUCUCGUGACACAUUGGGAAAACAAACAAAUUCUCCUGACCUCGUCAGAAAGAAAAUCCAGGCAAUUCCAGGACUCUCAUGCACACAAAACUUUCCAUAUACAAAUAUUUUAAAUGUUUUUUAUUAUUAUUAUAGGGUUUAUCAAAUAUUAACCCUAUAAUUAUUUCUUCUUAAUUCAUCCUGCACAUCGAAAAGCUUUCCAGGGUUUUUUUUUUUAAAAUUUUUAUUGUCACUUUUGGGCCGUUCACAACUUCAUACCAAGUCACCAAAUGUGCUGUCAUGUCUGAUAUUGACCUUGUCCUUUGCCUUUCCUGUACUCAAACAACACUAGCUUUUAUUACAUCAUUUGCGCCACUCAAAGACUUCGAUUCCCGUCGCCAUGAAAGAUUUCCAAGCAAACAAAAAUCCCCAAGCGGAAUCCAAGAAGACGACGAUACCGCCUUACAUGAAAGCCAUUUCAGGCUCCUUCGGCGGUAUCGUAGAAGCCUGUUGUUUGCAACCCAUCGAUGUCAUCAAAACCAGGUUGCAAUUGGACAGGAUGGGGAAUUACAAAGGGAUCGUUCACUGCGGCGCCACCGUGUCUAGCACCGAAGGGGUGCGGGCUCUUUGGAAAGGAUUAACGCCCUUCGCUACUCACCUCACGCUUAAGUACGCGCUCCGGAUGGGAUCCAACGCCAUGUUGCAGAGCGCGUUCAAAGACUCGGAUACUGGCACCUUGAGUAACAAAGCGAGGUUUUUAUCUGGGUUCGGUGCUGGGGUUCUUGAGGCGCUUGUUAUCGUUACUCCCUUUGAGGUGGUGAAAAUUAGACUGCAGCAACAGAGAGGACUAAGUCGAGAGCUUCUAAAGUACAAAGGUCCCAUACAUUGUGCUCAUACAAUCAUCCGAGAAGAAGGCCUUUUUGGGCUGUGGGCAGGAGCUGCCCCAACCGUUAUGCGUAAUGGGACAAACCAAGCUGCAAUGUUUACAGCCAAAAAUGCUUUUGAUGUAGUAUUAUGGAAGAAACAUGAAGGCGACGGGAAAGUCCUCCAACCAUGGCAGUCUAUGAUAUCAGGUUUCCUUGCGGGAACAGCUGGUCCAGUAUGUACUGGUCCCUUCGAUGUCGUCAAAACUAGGUUGAUGGCUCAAAGUCGAGAUGGAGGUGAGGUGAAGUAUAAGGGCAUGGUCCAUGCUAUCCGAACAAUAUAUGCCGAGGAAGGACUUCGUGCUUUGUGGAAAGGACUGCUGCCUCGGCUCAUGAGGAUACCACCUGGCCAGGCCAUAAUGUGGGCUGUUGCUGACCAAAUAAUUGGUCUUUAUGAGAGGAGAUACUUUCAUAGUGCAGCUCUAUAAGCUUGCAGCUUGUUCUGGUUUUGAUUACCAUAGCAAACGCAAAUCUUGAAAAUCUUGGACACCAAUUUUUUCAGUGGUCGGACUUAACACCUGGUAAGAAAGAGCCACAUUUUAACUUCAGCUAUAAAUUAGGAAAUGGUAGUUGAAUCCAAAAAAAAAAAAAAAAAAGUUUAUGAAUAGCAAUGCAGGUAUUUGUUUCUCUAUAUCUCAAUAAUAAUACAUUGCUGGUGUCACUUCAUUAACCAAUUUGAGUCUCAGCUGAGUUUCAUGCAUGCUAUGUUUCAAUCAACACGGUAAAGAUUGUUAGUUGAGACAGAUCUAACAUAAAGUCAUCUCUGUUACAUUAUGUGUUUAUGGUUUUGUCUGAAUAAGACAGUGUCAAGUAGCAUUCUGGCCUUCAAUGAGCAUGUGGUACUGUUGAAUCACCAAUAAUAGAAAGAUAAAAUGCUCAGUUUUGACUUUUUAUUUCUAUUGAGUAGGGGCUUUGUCAAGUAAGAAAUUUUUAUGUAUGUAUAUCUCGGAUACGUGUAAACUGAUGAGGGUGUCACAUUUGUGCUUUACAUAGAUGCACAUGGAUGUGUGUGUGUGUUUUUUUAAAUAAUUGUAUACAUUUUUAAAUAUUUUAAAAA
This is a messenger RNA of Gossypium arboreum, 1999 nucleotides long. Its product is annotated as mitochondrial succinate-fumarate transporter 1-like. NCBI's taxonomy places the organism in Eukaryota, Viridiplantae, Streptophyta, Magnoliopsida, Malvales, Malvaceae. The coding region runs from base 420 to 1370 and encodes 316 amino acids. Gene Ontology annotation, biological process: succinate transport; fumarate transport. The transcript is spliced from 2 exons. The record is from RefSeq and is a predicted model, not a curated record.